UCAACCUGAUCCUGACGCCACACACCAUUUUGUCUAAAUGCAUGUCUGAUUUGGGGUGUCGUCAUGAUGGAAGAUGAAAUGGCGGAGUCAUCAGAGGACGAGCCAUGCUCAGUAGCCUCCGGACAGAGUUCCUGAGGACGAGGAAGAAAGGGAAGCUCCCCAAAGGCGCUCGGCUCGAUCUCAUGGACUGGUGGAACGCGCACUACUACCGCUGGCCUUACCCGACGGAAGAGGAUAAGGUGAGGCACGCCGCCAUGACGGACCUCGACCCGACGCAGAUCAACAGCUGGUUCAUCAACCAGGGGAAGCAGCACUGGAAGCCGUCGUAGGACAUGCGGUUCGUGCUCAUGGAGGGCGUCACCGGAGGAGGAAGGGAUUUGUCUGUAUCCAUGGGCACGGGGAUUGCCAGUGAAAUCAAACUGGAUAAGGUGGAAUCAAAGCUGUUGACUUGA
This is a messenger RNA of Hordeum vulgare subsp. vulgare (domesticated barley), 452 nucleotides long. Its product is annotated as homeobox protein knotted-1-like 5. Gene Ontology annotation, biological process: regulation of DNA-templated transcription. The record is from RefSeq and is a predicted model, not a curated record. Gene Ontology annotation, molecular function: DNA binding. Lineage: Eukaryota; Viridiplantae; Streptophyta; Magnoliopsida; Poales; Poaceae.